GCUAAACUCUGCUCCCAUGCAAUGCAAUGUCACAGAAGGUGGAGCCUUACACCCAAACUCAAAACACUGGCUGGAGUGAGGGCAGAGACAGACUGCAACAAUACUUCUUGCUUUUCCUCUCUCUGAUUUGCGCUCUCACAUGGUACUCUACAAUCUAUCAUACUGACUUUGCUGCAGCCCAUUGGUAGAGGCAGAAGACGUGUACGGUGUAACAUCUGUGGGGUGAAGAUGAAUUGCACAAGAGUUCUUCAUGCUUUUAGUCAUCCUCAGUCUGCUGUAACACCAGUGGACCUGGCUAAGUGUCUGGGCCUGAGUCAGCAUCAGCCUCUUUAUCAGCUACUGUCUAUUCCUCCUUUCAAGCCCACACAGCAUUGUUCUUUGCCAAAAGACUAUUAUCGAAGAGCCACCCUUCCGUCUACUCAGCUCUCCUCCUCAUCCUCAUCACUCCCCUUGUCUCGUGUGCCUUCAAAACUGCGGAGCUGUUUCCGGAGGACCAGCAGCGGCCUGAGCAAGAAACGUGUGGUGUUUGCAGACGCCAGAGGAUUGGCACUCACUGCUGUUCACCUCUUCACCCCUGAGCCAUCCUCCUUCACUGCUGCCCCACUGAAGGGAAAUACACCGGCCCAACUCGAAGGCCAACAGUCGGCUUUGCACAAAAUGCUGCGUCACAAGUUGCAGCUGGGUUUCCCUCCUCCCUCACUGGACGUUAAAUCCUUUCUUGCACAUCUGCGGGAGAGUAAUGUGCUGCUGGAGAGCUGUAGUGUUUUAGAGCACAACCUGACUGGCAAAGUAUGUGUCUCACACAUGAGCACUAAACAAACUGUACAUAUAAGGGUGACUUUUGACUCUUGGAGGAGUCAUCAUGACAUUCCUUGCAUGUUCUUGCAGCAUCAGAACUGCGGUGGUUUGGAGGUGGAUGUUUUUUCCUUUGACAUAAGCUUACCCCCAAACACAGAUCCAAAGGAGCGAACUGAGUUUUGCAUCUGCUUGAGGCCAGGACCUGGCUCUACACCCUACUGGGAUGACAACAGGGGGCAGAAUUACAGAGUGUGCAUGGAAAAAGGCGGAUCAAGUGCUAGCCAAGGCAACACUAGCCAUUGUUAUCCCACACUUUCAAAGCUCCAGCCACAUGCUUGGCCACACACAUCUGCUUGUGUGCAGAACACUGCUGAUCUUCAGUAUCUUCAGAGGUAUUUGUCAAGCAGGUGCAGAGAGUGGAAAGACCUGUGUUCAGCUAAGUAGACCAGUGAAUUUCAUGUCAUGUAAAGCUUCUCAGACCUAUUAGUUAUGUCUUUUUUUUAACAUUUGGGAGAGUUUUAGGGAAACAUGAACUUAUAAAAUCCUCUUUAUUGGGUGAUUUUAAGCAUAACUCGCAUUGUUAAGUCAAACUAUCCCACUGAAAUGUGAAUAACAUUCUGAUUAAAUUAUGAUAUUAAAAGUUGUAUGUUUAUAAAUGUUGUGCUGAAGUGAAAUCCCAUUUUUUUUGCAGCUAUAGCUUUUAUUUACAGCUACUUAACAAUUUUCUCCAAGCAUGAAAACAAUGAGUGUAGAUCAUCUGUAUUCACACAGCUGUUCUACUUACAGGAAUGUUCCCAGUGUCUGUGUUUACUUUGGCUACACUAUGCAUACCAGACAGAUGUAAUCAACAAGGUAAAAGGAUCUCCUGAGCAAUGUAGCACACAUAGUGUAAUAGAACAGUCUGUUCAAGACACUCCCCUCACAUUACAGGAAAGGAACACAACACUCUGGGAAUUACUUCUUGUUACUUCUUGUACUGUACACGACUGGUUUGGCAAAGCCCACAUAACCACAGCAGCAUCCGGGCCAGCGUGUUCUUUAGUUUAUAUGCGUGGGCUUGUUUACAUACAAGGGUGGAGUCAUCGUUGGAAACUAUAGCAACCACACUGGGGAACUGGCUGUCACAGCUUCUCAGAUUCCAUUCCUUCUUAGUCACCUCUCCACACGUUUGUUCUUCACGUUUUUUUCCCCCUCGGGGUAUUGCCACCCCUUCACCUUUGGGAACUGUUACAGUUGGGAUGUUGCACGUGAGCUGUUCUCACGUGGAUUUACACACCCUGUGCCCAAUUACACUGUAUUACUUAUUUAGUUCAACAAUGUGGGGGUGGUGUUCCAUGUUGGCAAUAAAGCUGAAAAAAAAAAAAUACAAAUUCAGGUCUCAAAUGCAGUCUGUCAUUCUUGAAACUUAAAA
Messenger RNA from Melanotaenia boesemani (Boeseman's rainbowfish), 2209 nucleotides. RefSeq lists its product as uncharacterized. Gene Ontology annotation, biological process: regulation of glycogen biosynthetic process. Gene Ontology annotation, cellular component: protein phosphatase type 1 complex. The record is from RefSeq and is a predicted model, not a curated record. Bases 229 to 1242 code for a protein of 337 amino acids. Gene Ontology annotation, molecular function: glycogen binding; protein phosphatase 1 binding. The transcript has 3 exons. Lineage: Eukaryota; Metazoa; Chordata; Actinopteri; Atheriniformes; Melanotaeniidae.